CCUCCCGCCCCGGUCCGGGAAGGAAGGCCGGCGGCCGCGUCACGUGUCCUCGGCAAUCGCGAAACAGGUCUGAUCAACCUCUGUCCGCGUCUGCCUGGCCCGCCCGCCGAUCGAUCAUAGAUCCGCGUCUGCACAAACGGAGGACCAGGAACGUGCAUGCUGCUGGUCCUCGGAUUUCUGGGUUAAUGGGGGUGGGGGAGGCGUGCAAAGCCCGGCCUUUCCAGGAGCCCGUCCCCAGGCUGAUUUUAAGCCUCGAGGCUAGCCAGCUCUUUGGACGUUUGCACUGCAGCCUGGACCCUAGGCCAGACCGAGGGAGCCUCGCUGCGUAGAAGAGAAGCGUCCUAUCCCCACGGCACCCACAAUGCUUUGCCGCCCGGGACCGUCCCCGGGGGUGGGGAGCGGGCAGCGUGGCAGCGGCUGCGGCUGUCUCGUGGCGCCGCGCCAGAGAGGAAGAUGCGGGAGCAACAGUUCAUACGCUGGGGUGACGUAUGCGGUUGCCCUUAAGCAAGCAGCCUCUGGCGCUUGGGACGGAUUUCUGGAGCCAGAAUCUCAGACUUUUAGCUUUGUUCCGAUGGGAGCCGGAACCCUCAGGGAAACCGGAGCUUGUUUUCUGCGUCCUUAGGGACCCUGCAGGCUGUCAUCUCUUUCUAAUUUGGUGCAGAAAACGGCACAGCCUAGGGUGUAAAGCUUCCCAGGUGAAGGGGAGAAGAUGGGAGUGCACCAGGCUAAUUGGAGGAGGCUCCGGUGGGAAGGAGUCCUUUCCAAGUAUAAGAGGAAUAAAGAAGUUACUUCCCCUGCUGCCACCAUCUCCCAACAGACUGAGCAAGAAUAUUUCGAGCGCUACAGCAACGACAGUCCAUCAAACCCUAGAUGAUGAUCAGCCGUGUGACUUUUUCAAGAAAGGGAAUAGGGUGAAUAAAUCUUAUCAGAAAAGCAGCAAUAUGAAUGCAGGCCCCUCUUGGAAUAAAGUACAGCGUCCAAAGAAUUCAAGAAAAAGGCAGAGUAAAUCCCAAGUCCCCCAUAUCUCGUCCCAGCUGAAAAGCAGUCUCGGAGAAUGUGUCCCCCAACCAACUGGGGAUAAACUGAAGGAAAGCAUUUCCCCGGAAGGAAACCCCAAAAGGAGUCCCCUUGGCUACAGGUGUCGGGGGUCCUCAGGGAACAAGUUGUUUCUGGACUUUCAGACGAUGAAAAUUAUCAAAGAAGAUGCUGAGGAGGACAGUGCCAGUGAUCUCUCUGAUUCAGAAAGAAUCCCCGUCCCCCCUUCUCCCCUCACGCCUCCAGAUCUUCACCUUCGAGCCGAAGAGAUUGACGCGGUUCGCUUCGAUCUGCACCCAGGGCAGAGUCCCACCCAGCCCGAAUACUGUUACCCUGACUUCCUCCCGGCCCCGUGUAACUCCUGGGACCUGAGGGACAUGGCUGUGCUCCUGCACUCUGAGCGCAGGACAGAGGCUGUGCCCAGAACCGGGGGGCUGCUGGGGAAGUACAUUGACAGGCUUGUCCAGCUCGAGUGGCUGCAGAUCCAGACUGUCCAGUGCGAGAAAGGAAAGGGGGCCAAAGCGAGGCCUCCCACUGCCCCUGGGACCUCGGGGGCUCUGAAGAGCCCCGGGAGAAGCAAGCUGAUUGCCCACGCUCUGUCCAGGCCUCAGCAGGAAGGGCCUCCGAAGUCAGGCCCUUCACGAAAGAAAGACGUGCACCGCGAAGAAGUCCAUCCGUCCUAUUACACGUGUGAGGCUUCCACCAAACCCCUCGAUGUGCUGAGUGGCAGCAGACUGUGUUCUCAGAAGCAAACCCUGGACGUGCAGACAGAGGAGAAGAAAAAGAAAUCCAACAAGAGCUCUAAGCUGCAGCACUGGGAUCUAUCCUGCGGGGAUAGUGGCGACCCUAAGAUCGAGAGCAGCGUGAACCUUCGCUUUCCCAGGCAGCCAGCGGUGAUCGGGGACUCCACAGACAGCUACAAGGCCUCCAGAGCGCCAGCACAUGCAAGUCUUAAGAAAAAGGGAAAUGCAAAUAAUUGUGCUCGAGCCACUGUAUCCAGCGAGAAAAAGCUCAAAACAAAUGGAGUAAAACAAAACACACACAAAUUCAAAUCAUAACUGAGAUGAUGAAUUGCAAGGACCUGCAGGUGCCUCAAUAUUAGAGCUCUUCCAAAAGUUACAAUACUGUGAAUUUUAAGAGACUUUGGGAUUACUGCCACUGAAGAGGUUGACCAGUUCUUUAGUCCAUGCCACGCCCAUCCAAGCCACAACAGGGUCGUUUCCAAAGAAGGGUGUCUUUCAGUAACCAUAUUUUGCGUUGACAGUCUUAGGCAAAUGAGAGCCCUUCAGAUGAAAAUUAACCAAGAUCUGUGCCAUAUAAAGAAAUAAAACGACAGCUCUCCAAGGGAAGAGUGGACUAAACUUCUGAAACCUCAGCCAGGCCACGUACAGCGUAGGUAAACUAGUGCGUACUGCUUCAAACGGUGUAGAAUCCUGAAUGUCUGAAAUAGGGCUCUCUGCAUCCUCAUCCUAAACUAUUCAAGCAGAAGGUCCGGGCAUCUCACUCCUGGGGAAGCUUCGGCUCUUCCUCGAGUUACGGAGCAGCUAUUAUGAGCAAAGUCAUUUAUCACUAAGCUGCCUGCUCCUUCCAGACAGUGGAAUCUAGUGCUUUCAAACACUUUCCCUGAUACGGGUUUACAAAAAAAAACAAGGCCGGGCUUCCCUGGUGGCACAGUGGUUGAGAGUCCGCCUGCCUAUGCAGGGGACACGGGUUUGUGCCCCGGUCCAGGAAGAUCCCACAUGCCGCAGAGCGGCUGGGCCCGUGAGCCAUGGCCGCUGAGCCUGCGCGUCCGGAGCCUGUGCUCCGCAACGGGAGAGGCCACAAAAGUGAGAGGCCCGCGUACCGCAAAAAAAAAAAAAAAAAGGCCUUUUCAAUUUAGAGGUGGUGGCAAAGUCCAUUUCUGUAUUCUCUAAGCUGAAGUUAAAAUAGCGUGCAGGCUUCGUCCCAGUGGACGUCGGUGGGCCUAAGCACGGUUGUUAGCACGUGAUGGGAGGAAGAAUGAAACAGGUGGCACCAGACUCCCCGGCGUGUGUGGCUUCUCUGAAGAGGUGCCGUGGGAAGAAUCAUCAGAAUGAUGAUCUGUCUUCAUUUGCAAGAGCAGGACUUUAUAAUCUUGCUGGGAGCAGGGGGUGGGAGGGCGGACCAUGGAUAAAGUUACUGAAUGUCUUAACCUCCUCACCUGGCCCCACGGCUUCCUGACUCCCCUAAAUGCUUCUUAUUUGACUGCUGUUAAGUCACAUCUACUUGUCCCUAUGGUUGUGCUGAGAGAUUUCUCUUGAUAUUAUGGUGAAUAUCUGUAGAACCUUUGCUUGACUACUUCUUGAUAUACAGUAUGUUUUAAUGACUGUAGCUGAUUUUAUCCCUUCAAACGAUUAUUCUAUUUGUUUUUUUACCUAUAUGUUUCUGUUUUCUCACCUUUGGGACAAAUGAAAAACUUGGCACUUUUCAUCUGAAAAUAUUUACUAACUUGCAGACUUUUCACCCAGUAACUCAGUGUCAUCCAAGGCACUGUUUAAGUUAACAUAAAGACAAGAUGCAUUUAUAAAUAAUUAAAAUAGGCCAAAGUUGAAUAUUAAGAUGCCAUUUUAAAAUCUGAUUUUAAUUGUAUUAAACAACAAAAAUUUUUAUGGUAAUUUUUUUUUCUUCUAAGACUUUAUUUACAGAGUCCCUCUUAUAUUCUCUCUCACACCACCCUACUGGAGAAAGCACUGCUUACAAUAAAAUCUUAUGCAUUUUUAUAAAUGAACAAAUGAUGUACAUCUGGCAGGCAUUACUUCCAUGGUUUGCAAUUAUAUUAUAACUUUUGUACUCAGUGUAAGUAUAGUGUUUUGAAAACAUAGUGCUAGUCUUACUUUUCCUUUCUGUGGUUCCUGAGUGGCACCCCACAUAUCCCUCGACGGCCCUGCUCCUGUGAGUACAGAUGGGUUAGUCCUAUAUACACUGCCAGUACCCAAUUCAUGAGUCUUUUUCUGCUAGAUUUUUAUGCAGCUUUUUAUGAAGUAUUCAGGGUCGAUAAAUCUCUGUAAGCACAUUACAUAUAUUUACACACAUAUAUACACAUAUAUAUAUGCCUGAUAUUAAUCCUACAGGGUUUAUGCUGAGCUGCCGCCUCUACCAGUAAUGCACCUGUGCAGGUACCCUCAGAGAUGUGGAGGGUGAGGGUGACGUAGUUUACCUUUCCCGGCCUCGUGUAUGUCUGAGCUGAUUAAGAAAUGUUGAGGUAACGCCUCGGGUGUUACAUUUGUUCCUAGCUCUUUGACUUGAAGUCAGUUGCUUAAUUUGGGGGGAUAGCUAUAAUGUCACAUGUUAAGACAGUCUUAAAAGCCUGAAAAGUGGCUUUACUUGUUUAUUUUUUUGCCUCGGGUUGGUAGUUUAUUUUAACCAACAUUAUUGUGAUUGGAUCAGAGCUCCUAAUGAAUAUAGGUUCAUUAUGGACAUAAGCACAGUUUUAUGAUUUCUGACGCACAUAUCUUAAUGCACUAAAUGCUGCACAUAAAGGUCUUGCCAUUCAAGCAGACAACAUUGGAGAGUUGAGUCAGGAGCUCAUUCGGCUCAUCAAAUCGAAGCCAUUGAAUCUUGUGACAUGAGUCAUUGUAUUUCUAAGAAGUGCCUCUCAUUUCUGUGGAGUUGUUUACAUACAUGUUGCAUUUAAACCAAUUAAAAUGAUCCAAUAAAAUAAAAUAAAUGGUAGCAAACCCCCCCCCCCCAAAGUUUAGAGAAUGUAAGAAGAACUGCUUCAAGCUUAGGAUCAGGGGAAAAAGUUGUAAAAAAGUACAAAAAUGAAUUACAAAAAUAUAUCAGUAUUAGCUACAAUUGUUUGAGACUAUUUCUCAAAUCUUUAAUGACUAAACUGGCUGAAGGUUUGUAAGUUAACUGGAAUAGGGUGGGAUUGGUGGUUAUGACAGAAAAGAUGGGGGAGAGGAUAUCAUUGAUUAGUAGUGGUGCUUAGGCCUAUUUGGUUAGUUUCCAGAAAGAAGAAUUUCUACCUUUUACAUGUUUAAAUAUUAUCUAUCUCCUCUUUCCUUUAUGCUCAUUUACGUGAGUAGUAAAAUAAAAAUAUAAAACUCCUGGUGGUACUGUAUUUCAAGGUAAUAGAGAAGCAGUAUUUAUUACUUAUUCAUGUACAUGCACAGAGCACCAUUCAAAAUGGCCUGAAAAUAUUCAGCAUGUUAGUUUCUGUGUAAUUAUUGUAUGCUUGGUUUUGUAUAUAAUAAAACAAUACACGUAGGUUUUUGUGCAUCUGGACUUUUUCCUUCCU
Mesoplodon densirostris (Blainville's beaked whale) is the source of this 5293-nucleotide messenger RNA. It is a transcript of the gene FAM217B, whose product is annotated as family with sequence similarity 217 member B. Lineage: Eukaryota; Metazoa; Chordata; Mammalia; Artiodactyla; Ziphiidae. The record is from RefSeq and is a predicted model, not a curated record. The coding region runs from base 489 to 2093 and encodes 534 amino acids. The transcript is spliced from 4 exons.